UCAUUUCAGUUUUCAGUGGCUUUUCUCCUCACAACGUAAGGUACGUACUCGUUGAUUGGAAUAGGACCUGGAGUGAUUUCUUGUGAACCCUGAUCUUCCAGUUAACAUUUAAAAAGACCUGUGAGCGACGAUGGUUUAGCUACGCGUGGUCCUAUCUCUGAUCUACUGACUUUGGUUGAUUGUCAAAAUGGCACAACCAGUGUUGGACCGAGAAUCGUUUUUCAAGCGCCUGAAGCGUGUAUUUCAAAAUUGGAAGUCGAGCAAAGAUGGCGGUGGUGCGUUUGCUUCAGUGGAUGCGCUCGUUAUCGGACUUCAAAAAGAUGAUGAAGCGGUGUACUCCAAAUCCCAAGCGUUUCAUUUAUGGAUUUUUGGCUAUGAACUGAUGGAGACUUUAUUGGUGAUAUGCGAGAACGGAAUUUAUGCGGUGGCUUCCAAAAAGAAAGCUGAAUUUCUGAAACCUUUGGAAAAAGUGGAUGAAACCCUAUCAAAUGGGUUGCCGAGUGUUAAGAUUAUGGUCAGAGAAAAGGGAGAUGCUGGCUCGGCGUACUUCGGUUCCCUGGUUGACGCUAUCAGACAGAGUCGAAAGGGCAAAACCGUGGGUAUGUUCACCAAAGACAAAAUGGACAUCGACGUGUAUAAACCGUGGAAUGAGCGAAUGGAGAAGGAGGGAUUCGCGAAAGUGGAUGUUUCCGUUUAUAUCGCAUACCUUAUGGCGCCCAAGGAUGAGAAAGAGUUGGUCCUUAUGAAAAAAUCCUGUCAGGCCUCGUGCGACAUCUUCAAGAAAUACUAUUAUGAAGAAGUGGUGAAGGCUAUUGAUCAGGAAAAGAAAGUGAAACACAGCAAAAUAUCAGACGGAUUCGACUCUGCAAUCAAGGACAAGAAAUUCGUACCAAGUGUUGAUAAACUUGAUGAACUGGAAACGUGCUAUCCGCCCAUUGUACAGAGCGGUGGGAAAUACAACUUUAAAUUCAAUACUACAAGUAACACCGACGUGAUGCACUUCGGAAUUAUCUGUGCGAGCUUCGGCCUGCGGUACAGGGGUUACUGUUCUAAUAUUGCGCGGACGGUGAUGGUAGCGCCCACCAAAUACCACGUCGAAGCGUACAAUGUGGCGUACGACUUGGAGGAAUACAUCAUCAAAAAGAUGGAACCGGGUGUGAAGUUGUGUGACAUUUAUGAAGCUGGUGUUAAAUGGCUCGAGAAGAAAAAACCUGAUAUGGUCGACCACAUGACCAAAUCAUUUGGGUUUGCCACUGGGCUGGAAUUUCGCGAGGGUACCCUGGUGAUCAAUUCAAAAACGACAGCGUUCGCACGGAAAGGAAUGACUUUCUGCAUUGUUCUGGGUUUCUCGGAGUUAAAGAAUCCCGAAGGAAAGGCGGAGGAGGAGAAGACGUUCGGCAUCUGGCUGGGUGAUACCGUAGUUAUUAGUGAUACCGGAGCUGCAACAGUCCUAACAGCCGCAGCCAAGAAGAAGCAACAACAAAUCAGUAUGGUGCUGGAACCCGAAGGGGGAAAGGAGAGCGAAGAAGAGGAGGAAAAAACUAUUAAUUUGGCCGAUAAUCAAAAUGGCAAUGCCAGGAGUCGACGUACAGCUGUCUUGACAGAUCGGCUACGAAACGAAGCGUCUGCCGAAGAGCGUCGAAAGCGCCAUCAGGAAGAAUUGGCCGCUAGGAUUAACGAACGCGCUUUGGAACGGUUGAAUAAAGGCAAGGGGGAAGUGGCGGAACCGAAGUUGAGAAAAUCGAACGUGGCCUACAAACGGGCCACGGAUAUGCCCACCGAUGAUGAAGUCAAGGAGCUGAAGAUUUUUGUUGAUCGGAAGAACGAAACUCUGAUCUUGCCUCUGUUUGGUGAACCUGUUCCUUUUCACAUAUCCAUGAUCAAAAGCGUGGCGAUCUCCCUGGAAGGGGAUUAUACAUACCUGCGUAUCAAUUUCAAUCAUCCUGGUUCAGCGGUUAUCGGUGGCAAAGAACUAAUGCAGUUCCCUCAUCCCGAAGCACAGUUCGUCAAAGAAUUGACAUUCCGCAGCAGUAAUACCAAAGAACCCGGAGAAUUAUCCGCUCCUUCGUCCAACCUGACCAACACGUUCCGCCUAGUCAAGGAACUUCAAAAGCGUUAUAAGACACGAGAAAUGGAGGAACGUGAAAAGGAGGGUGUUGUGCAGCAGGAUACCUUAGUUCUUAAUCCUAACAAAAAUCAACCCCGUCUCAAGGAUCUCUUUAUCCGUCCUCCGCUGUCGCAGAAACGAAUUUCCGGCACAUUGGAAGCUCACGUAAACGGUUUCCGUUAUACCACUCUGCGUGGCGAAAAAGUAGAUCUCUUGUACAACAACAUCAAACACGCUUUUUUCCAACCGUGUGAGGGUGAAAUGAUUAUUCUGCUGCAUUUUCAUUUGAAGAACCACAUCAUCUAUCAGAAGCGAAAAAUUAUUGAUAUCCAGUUCUAUACCGAGGUCGGCGAAUUGACCACGGAUCUGGGGAAGCAUUAUCAUAUGCAUGAUCGCGAUGAUUUGGCCUCGGAGCAGGCGGAGCGGGAAUUGCGCACCAAAUUGACGUCGGCCUUUAAAAGCUUCACAGAGAAGGUGGAGUCAAUAUCGCGAGGUGAUGUCGACUUCGAUACUCCUUUUCGCGAUCUGGGAUUUCCGGGUGUUCCACACCGUGCUACCGUGUUGCUACAACCCACCAGUACCUGCUUAGUGAAUUUAGCAGAAACCCCACCAUUUGUGAUUACGUUGGAAGAAAUUGAACUCGUGCACUUUGAACGUGUACAAUUCCACAUUAAAAACUUCGACAUGGUUUUCAUUUUCAAAGAUUACAGCCGUAAACCUGUUCUCGUUACGGCUGUUCCGAUGAAUUUACUGGAACACGUUAAGUCAUGGUUGGAUUCAUGCGAUAUACAUUUUACGGAGGGCAUUCAGAGUCUCAACUGGACAAAGAUCAUGAAAACUAUUGCUGAUGAUCCGAAGGCUUUCAUUGAAGAGGGUGGCUGGGAUUUCCUUGAGCCAGAAAACGAUGCCAACAAGGAAGCACAAGCGGCUGCAGAUGCUGAAGAGGAAGAGGAGGACGACGAAGCUUACGCUCCAUCCGAAUCUGAGUCAGCCGAAUCGGAGAGUGAGGAAGAAGCUUCGUCUGCGGUAGACGAAGAUGAAGAUGAUGAGGCCAGUGAAGAACUCAGUUCCGGCGAGGAAUCCGGAAAGGACUGGGAUGAACUUGAAGAAGAGGCAGCCAAAGCUGAUAGGCAGAAGGCCAUGGAAGAGGAACAAGAAAUGUCAAGAAUGCCGAAACGACCGGCUCAACGAGGCGGUGGUGGGGGCGGCAAGAAAAUGCGGCGUUGAUAACAAGAAUCGUUAUCGCUGUGUAUUGUAUUAUGGUCACUGCAAAUUUUGUUGGCAAAUCUCAGUGUUUUUCAGUUUUUUAUCAAUUCCUCUUGGUCAUGCAGAACAAGUGCAGGAUUGGACAGCCUGCAGAAGUUUGAUGUUUUUGAGCAGUUAUUGACUUGGAACUAUGGAACUUCGUUUAAAUAUAUCAUGUAAUGGUUGUUGUCCUAUCGUUUUGAUUUUUUGGUGAAUUAAAUGUGACGAACUCA
Molecule: messenger RNA, 3585 nt
Organism: Paramacrobiotus metropolitanus
Lineage: Eukaryota; Metazoa; Tardigrada; Eutardigrada; Parachela; Macrobiotidae
Product: FACT complex subunit SPT16-like
Exons: 15
Coding region: 188-3334 (1048 amino acids)
Biological process (GO): positive regulation of transcription elongation by RNA polymerase II; transcription elongation by RNA polymerase II
Cellular component (GO): FACT complex
Molecular function (GO): nucleosome binding
Source: RefSeq, a predicted model, not a curated record